AUGACCAUCAUCAUAAACUCCAUCUGUAAUCAAACUUUCAUCUUGGAGAGAAACAUUUUGGGAAAGGUUAAGUCACAAUCUUGGGUUAUACCCAAGUGCAAAGUCCAGUACCUGCUUAAACGACGACAAUCACGAGACAUCAAUGGCUUGAUUGAAGAGGCCAUACUAGAUGCUGAAGCAAAAGGUGUCAAGGUCUUAAGCUUGGGUCUUCUCAACCAGAGUGAGGAACUAAACAGGAAUGGAGAGGUUUACGUCCAAAAGUACCCGAAAAUGAAAAUGAGAUUGGUGGAUGGAAGUAGCUUGGCAGCUGCAAUAGUCUCCUUAAAUAGUCUCCACUAA
Ipomoea triloba (trilobed morning glory) is the source of this 339-nucleotide messenger RNA. RefSeq names its product very-long-chain aldehyde decarbonylase CER1-like. The transcript has 3 exons. NCBI's taxonomy places the organism in Eukaryota, Viridiplantae, Streptophyta, Magnoliopsida, Solanales, Convolvulaceae. Bases 1 to 339 code for a protein of 112 amino acids. The record is from RefSeq and is a predicted model, not a curated record.